AUACGGAGUCUCUGGUGGGCGGGGCUUGCAGCCAGGGGGUGGAGCUUGCGCCCCUGUUGGCUCUGCGGAAGGCGGCGACGUGGCCGAGGGAAGCCUGUUUGUGUCUAAACUGAGGCUCAGCCACGCCGGCUCUGGAUUGGUGGCGGGGCGGGGCAGGCCCGGGUCUCCAGCCGGAAGCGGAAGUGGAGGAAGAUGCAGGACCAUCAGCACGUGCCCAUCGACAUCCAGACCAGCAAGCUGCUCGACUGGCUAGUGGACAGAAGGCAUUGCAACCUGAAAUGGCAGAGUCUGGUGCUGACAAUCCGAGAGAAGAUCAAUGCUGCCAUCCAGGACAUGCCAGAGAGUGAAGAGAUUGCCCAGCUGCUCUCUGGAUCCUACAUUCACUACUUCCACUGCCUAAGAAUCGUGGACCUUCUCAAAGGCACUGAGGCAUCCACGAAAAAUAUUUUUGGCCGGUACUCUUCACAGCGGAUGAAGGAUUGGCAGGAGAUCAUAGCACUGUAUGAGAAGGACAACACCUACUUAGUGGAACUCUCUAGCCUUCUGGUUCGGAACGUCAACUAUGAGAUACCCUCACUGAAGAAGCAGAUCACCAAGUGCCAGCAGCUACAGCAAGAAUACAGCCGCAAGGAGGAGGAGGGCCAGGCAGGGGCUGCUGCGAUGCGGGAGCAGUUUUACCACUCCUGCAAGCAGUACGGCAUCACGGGAGACAAUGUCCGAAGAGAACUGCUGGCCCUAGUGAAGGACCUGCCCAGUCAACUGGUUGAGAUUGGGACAGGGGCUCAGUGCCUGGGGGAAGCCAUCGACCUGUACCAGGCCUGUGUGGAGUUUGUAUGUGAAAGCCCCACCGAGCAGGUGUUGCCGAUGCUGCGAUUCGUGCAGAAGCGGGGAAACUCAACAGUGUAUGAAUGGAGGACGGGGACAGAGCCGUUGGUGGUGGAGCGACCACACCUUGAGGAGCCUCCUGAGCAGGUGGAAGAAGAUGCGAUUGACUGGGGUGACUUUGGGGUAGAGGCGGUUUCCGAGGGUACUGACUCCGGCAUCUCUGCUGAGGUAGCUGCAAUUGACUGGCACAUCCCCCUGGAAUCAGACUCAAAGGAGCCAGGGGGUGAUGAGAUAGACUGGGGAGACAAUGCUGCUGCUUUGCAGAUCACAGUGCUGGAAGCAGGAACCCAGGCUCCAGAAGGUGUUGCCAGGGGCUCAGACGCUCUGACACUUCUUGAAUACCCUGAGACUCGGAAUCAGUUCAUUGAUGAGCUCAUGGAGCUCGAGAUCUUCUUGUCCCAGAGGGCAGUGGAGAUGAGUGAGGAGGCAGACAUCCUGUCCGUGAGCCAGUUCCAGCUGGCUCCAGCCAUCCUGCAGGGCCAGACCAAAGGGAAGAUGGUUACCAUGGUGUCAGUGCUACAGGAUCUGAUUGGCCAGCUCACCAAUCUUCGAAUGCAACACCUGUUUAUGAUCUUGGCCUCCCCAAGGUAUGUGGACCGAGUGACGGAAUUCCUCCAGCAGAAGCUGAAGCAGUCCCAGCUCCUGGCCCUGAAGAAAGAACUGAUGGUGCAGAAGCAGCAGGAGGCGCUUCAGGAGCAGGCAGCUCUGGAGCCCAAGUUAGACCUGUUGCUGGAGAAGACAAGGGAGCUGCAGAAGCUGAUUGAAGCUGACAUCUCUAAGAGGUACAACGGGCGCCCCGUGAACCUGAUGGGAACCUCUCUGUGACACUCUCCACGUCUUCUCAGCCUCUGGGAUUGAAGUGGGACAGCCAGGGAUGAUAUUGUCGG
This is a messenger RNA of Galeopterus variegatus (Sunda flying lemur), 1772 nucleotides long. RefSeq names its product CDK5 regulatory subunit associated protein 3 (gene CDK5RAP3). The record is from RefSeq and is a predicted model, not a curated record. Gene Ontology annotation, cellular component: endomembrane system. Gene Ontology annotation, biological process: regulation of cyclin-dependent protein serine/threonine kinase activity; regulation of mitotic cell cycle. The coding region runs from base 193 to 1710 and encodes 505 amino acids. The transcript has 14 exons. Lineage: Eukaryota; Metazoa; Chordata; Mammalia; Dermoptera; Cynocephalidae.